CCGGCCACAACAAACCUUCUGCUCGCGAGCGCAAGAUGUGCGAACGAGUGGAGGUGCUGUGCUGAAGGGCUGAAACCCUUAGAUAAGUACCCGGUGUUCUCAAAAUGUUCAGAUUAAAAGUAAUUAUCAUUGGUCCAAUUAAGAGUGGAAAGACUACAAUUUCAAACUUCUUAGCAGAUGCCACAGAGAGCAGUGGUGGGGAAUACCAUGCUACGCAAGGCGUAAGGAUAUUACAGUUUGAAAGUGGUAACCUUGGGACAAAUAAUCAGUCAGUAAAAGCUGAGGUGGAGUUGUGGGAUUGCAGUGGUGAUCAUAAACGUUUUGAAUCCUGUUGGCCAGCUUUUCAGCAAGGUACCCAUGGAGUAGUGUUGGUAUAUGAUCCUAACACAGCUGGUCAUGUCAAUGAGUUGGAGACAUUAUUUAGCUAUUUUGUGCAGCAAACAGGACUUGACAUCAAAAAUUGUCUCAUACUUUCCAAUCCAAAAACGGCUCCUCGAUCAACCUCACUUACUUUGAGUGGUACUUUUUCUCGAGUUCACCAAACUACUGUCAACAUAGAUGAGAAUAGCAAUAAGCUAAGGUCAGAUUUUAACAACUUUUUAGCAGGCUUGAUUAGUAGAAUGCGUGAUACCAAUGAGCAAGAAGAACUGAACAUCAUGAAUGGGCUUUCAGUAUGAUAUGUUUACCUGCCGAGUGACCCACAAUAUUAUUAAGUCAUUGUCAUUGGCUUUUUAAUUGCUAGUGUAAAUGAUAUGGAUAAUACAGUAAAAAUAAGAGUAGU
Molecule: messenger RNA, 781 nt
Organism: Frankliniella occidentalis (western flower thrips)
Lineage: Eukaryota; Metazoa; Arthropoda; Insecta; Thysanoptera; Thripidae
Product: intraflagellar transport protein 22 homolog
Exons: 4
Coding region: 105-677 (190 amino acids)
Biological process (GO): intracellular protein transport
Cellular component (GO): endomembrane system
Molecular function (GO): GTPase activity
Source: RefSeq, a predicted model, not a curated record